Molecule: messenger RNA, 1794 nt
Organism: Phlebotomus papatasi
Lineage: Eukaryota; Metazoa; Arthropoda; Insecta; Diptera; Psychodidae
Exons: 4
Coding region: 66-1697 (543 amino acids)
Biological process (GO): long-chain fatty acid metabolic process; fatty-acyl-CoA biosynthetic process
Molecular function (GO): long-chain fatty acid-CoA ligase activity
Source: RefSeq, a predicted model, not a curated record
GUCAGUUGGGCUUUAUCUUUCCUUGAAUAACUAACUUGUAUAAUCUUCUUUAAAAAUCAUUAAUAAUGAGUGAUAAAGAUAAAAUAAUUUUUGGUGGAAAGGCAACAAUAGAUUUUUCGAAAUCAUUUGGAUCUGUGGGAGAACUUCUUUACUAUUAUUUGAACAAAAAUCAGGACAAUGCUGGAAUUAUUGAUGGGUUGACUGGAAGAAAAGUGUUUUACAGGGCAAUUAAAGAGAAAGCCCUGAAUUUGGCAGAAUUUUUCCGUCAAAUUGGGAUAAAAGAAGGAGAUGUAAUUGGAAUUUGUAGUGAAAAUCGCCUAGAAUUCUCAAUUACUCUCUAUGGUGCACUAUUUAUUGGAGCAACGAUAGUGGGAAUUAAUUAUUUUUACAAUGAACGUGAAUUGACUCAUACCAUUCAACUGACACAACCAAAGAUGAUUUUUGUAUCAGAAUAUGCAAUUGAGAAGAUUCUAAAUUUGUCAAAGAAAUUUUCCUUCAUUGAAAAUAUUGUACAAUACGGAGAUAUUGUACUAGUUGAUGGUGUUCGUGCUUUUGAGGAUAUUUUCAAGGACAAGAGAUAUAUUAAACCUGAAGAGGAAUUUGCAUAUCCAUCGAAAGAUUUAAAUAGAAAUGCUCUGAUUUUAAUGUCUUCAGGUACAACAGGACUCACAAAAGCAGUACAGAUCACUGAGUGGAACCUUAUGGCUACAUUGGGAUACUCAAAAGAAUCCCGAAAUGGAAUAGAUAAAAAUAAGGAACUCGUUGUUAUGAGUGCCACCCAAUGGUUUCACCCGUUUGGACUUAUUGGGCAAAUUUGUUGCGCAGUUGAAGGAGUUACUCUCGUAUUUCUCAAGAAAUUUGAAGAUCAUCGAUUUUUGAAGUGCAUUGAAAAGUAUAAAGUCACUCAUUGUUUAAUGAUUCCUCCCAUGAUGUUUCUGUUUGCCAAUAGUCCUCUUAUCAUGGAUUAUGAUUUAUCUAGUCUGCAAGAUUUGUACUGUGGAGCAGCUUAUCUGAGUGAAAAAUUGGAAACUGAUAUUAUCUCGAGAUUACCUAACCUCAAGGCCAUUCGCCAGGGGUAUGGCCUUUCAGAAACGACAUUCGGUAUCUUAAACAAUGAUGGUUUAAAAAAGACCAAAUUAGGAAGUGUUGGUAUAGUCGCCUUAGAAACCUACGGUAAAGUCAUUGAUAUAGAAAGUGGUAAAAUUCUUGGGCCAAAUCAACCAGGAGAAUUGUGCUUUAAAGGACCUCAAAUUAUGAAGGGAUAUCUUGGAAAUGAUGCUGCUACGAAGGAAGCAAUUGAUUCUGAGGGUUGGCUUCAUACGGGGGAUCUUGGUUAUUACGAUGAGGACAAAUAUUUCUUUUUUGUGGAUCGAAUUAAAGAACUGAUCAAGUACAAAACAUAUCAAGUACCACCAGCUGAACUUGAGGCCCUGCUCCUAUCUCAUCCUAAGAUAGCUGAUAGUGCAGUUAUUGGGCUUCCGGAUGAGGCUGCUGGAGAACUUCCACUGGCCUUUGUAGUAAGGAAACCAAAUGAAAAAAUCACUGAAAAACAAGUUAUGGACUACAUUUCGGAAAUUGUAUCUGACUUCAAACAAUUGCGAGGAGGAGUAAGAUUUGUAACCGAAAUACCAAGGAAUGCAACUGGUAAAAUUCUCAGGCGAGAACUGAAGAAUGUUGUUAAAAGUUUGUCAUUUUAAAUUGUAAAUUAAUUCUUAUUUUGUAUUAUAACAUGAAAUUAUCAUUCACUAAAUAAGUAUUGUAACCUUUGAAUUGGAAAUACACAUUAGUGGCACU